AUGGCUCACGAUCGCCCUGCUACAGAAUCUGGCUCCGGCUCAGACAACGACGAAGACAAGCAGAGCGUUGCAAGCGACUCGAGCACGAUGGCUACUAAAGAUGACUUCAAGGUCAAUCUUCUCAAGGCUAUCAAAGACAUCAAGAUCGUGGGCAAGUUUGCAUUCGAUGAAGAAAUUGAAAUUCCCGAGGAUUUCAACAUCUCUGUUCAAGGUGUUGGUGAUAUCAAACUUCCACUCAAGAAGGCGCAAGCAAUGAAGAUCAUCACUCAGGCACGACAAGCGCCCUUUGGGAGAGGAAGUGACACUAUUGUUGACACUUCAGUCCGAAAAACUUGGGAACUUGAUCCUGAGCAGUUCACUAUUGGCGGAGGCGAAUGGUCCGAUUACCUCCAGGAACUGUGUGAACUCGUCGCUCAAAAGAUGGGCAUCAACACGCCUGUCCACGCCGAGCUCUACAAGAUGCUUCUCUAUGAAAAGGGCGCCAUGUUCAAGGCACACACAGACACGGAGAAAAUCCCCAACAUGUUUGGAACCCUCGUCAUCAGUCUGCCAUCGAAACAUAAGGGUGGAGAGGUUUUUCUGGAGCACUGCGGCGAGGAGAUUGUCUAUGAAUCUUCCAAGAGCCAAGCUUCGUGUGCUGCUUGGUACUCGGAUGUUCACCACGAGGUUCUUCCCGUCAAGUCAGGUUAUCGCUGGGUUCUUGCCUACAACCUCGCCAUCGACCAAUCCUCGCCUCGCACAUUUGAUACAUUCUCAGAAACCGAACUGCAGCCCCUCCGUGAAUUGGUUGGAGGAUGGCUCGCGCAGGAGCAAAAGGAUCGCAAAACUCCAUAUGCAUGCCAUGUCCUAGAUCACGAGUAUACUCAAGCCAACAUUUCCCAAAAGUCGCUAAAGGGAGCAGACAUGACCCGGUUCAUGGCUCUUCAACAAGCAUUGGAAGGAUGUCCGGUUACGAUGUUUCUUGCACUGCUUGAGAGAGAGGAGAUUGGCAUGAUAGACUUUGCAGAGCCAGAGAUGCAGGCUUUCUAUCCCUUGUCCUUGGCCUUGGCCAGGACCCUUGACAUCUAUCCAGACCCAUUCAAAGGUUAUCACCCUCCAUUAUAUUCAGUUGACGAGACGGUUUGUCGACUCAAGACUCUUAGAGACCUGCAAGGUGACGCCGUUACAGAUGAGCUAGUCAUCACGGAGAAUUACAUUCUUGAUCCAAGUGCCUUCAAGGGUGUGAAGUCUGAGAAAGCGUAUGAAUUCAGUGGCAACUCCGGUACAACAGCAACACAUUGGUAUCGUGGAAGCACUAUCGUUAUUGUCCCUCGCGACUCGGUUGCUGGCUUACUUAGCCAGCUUGACAGCCAUCGCGAUUCGUCUCCAGAGAUGCAGAUCAAGUACAUUAUGCACUUGUGCUCUCAGCCAGAUAUGCAAGACCACCUGAUCAACACAAUGGUCGGCCUCGUUGAGAAUGUAAUGCCCAAGUUGGAAAUUUACCCUGACUUGAUGAAGGAUAAGUCCGUCUUGCCAAAGGUCGUCAGAAUUGCCCUACAAUAUGAGCGAUACCAUUUUGUUGAGGACAUUCUGGCCAAAUUCUACAAGAUUCUACCAUCUGAUUUGUUUACCUGGUUAAGACAAUGGGUUAUCGAACCCGAUGAUGAUGAUGGCAAGACUUUAGACAAUUUCAACAAGCUCAAAAAAGGACUCUCGCUUGCUAUGGCUUCAAAGGAUGGGUUGGUACACAAGCGCAAGGUCGUAUCUCACUUUGUUCCCCUUCCUAGUGACUUACCCACCGACGCUCUUCCAACGCCUGGGCCAAUUUUGGAGUGGACUCGUCAAACGCUGCAGAAUAUGUUUGACGGAGAUGGCCCUACUGAAGUGACUACAGAUGACGCUUCACCUGCGGUCGACUUUUCAUUGUACUCUGAGCACCCGGUUGUUUUCCUGAAAGAGCUUGUCGUACCUCUUUUCCAGAGGUGGCCUUUGGCCCCUGGCUUCCGUUUCAUGACCUUGGCCCGAGUGAUGGCUCUGAUUGACGAGGACAAACUUCCUCGACAAGAGGGCAUGGAUCUCUAUCGAACUAUGGCAGGCUCUUUGAUCGAAUCUCAGGACUUUGCUUCGCUACAGCAUCCAACAACAAUCCUUAAGCAGUCAAAAAAGAGGGAACUCCCGCCUUGGCUAACUCCCAAUAUGUGGGCUCAGCGUAGGCUGGGGAAUGCAGUCACGCACAAUGACAUGAGAGACUUCUUCUCGGGACUUUUGAAGGCCAGCACAAAGUCGAACAAUGUUUCAGGUCAAUUCAUGUCGAAGAUCACCAAGCAGCUUGACAGACUUUCAGAGGCCAGUUUCCAGUUGAUGUGGCUUCCCUUUCUGCGUUCCAUCAUUCCCCUUCUCGAAAAUGAGAGCAUUUCCUUGAGCACACCAACCUACAAGAAGUUUUUCUCAGCUGUCACUCGGGGUAUUCUUGACAACUUUCUUGGUCCAGAGCCUCGUAAGCCUUGGACAUGGGCCCUCACCGGCGUUCCCUGCGACUGCAGCGACUGCGAGCGUGUCAGCGCCUUUCUCCGCCACCACACAAAGAUGUCUGAAGAGUACCCGAUGAACAAGCCCCGUCGUAACCAUGUCCAGCAGGUACUUGAGAAAGCAGGUGUCGGUUGCAACAUUCGAACCCGCCGUGACACGAGCCCCUAUCCACUUGUGGUCACCAAGACCUCUCGACCUCAGGGGGUGAAGUUGGAAGCAUGGAAGAAACGACGGGAUCAGGUCCUCGAGGAGUUUGAUCAGAUUCAACCACAUCAUCUCAAGAAACUUCUCGGUAAGGAGUGUGAGACAAUCGAGCAACUCCGCGCCGGUCAGAAGGAUCAGGAAAACAUGUCGCAGGGACCUCAGACAGGAGAGAAGCGUGGGGUUGAUAAGUGA
Molecule: messenger RNA, 2904 nt
Organism: Fusarium odoratissimum NRRL 54006
Lineage: Eukaryota; Fungi; Ascomycota; Sordariomycetes; Hypocreales; Nectriaceae
Exons: 6
Coding region: 1-2904 (967 amino acids)
Source: RefSeq, a predicted model, not a curated record